GUUUAGGUCAUUAUUAUUCUUCUUCAGAAAGGGGAAAAAAAAAGGGACUCGAAGCCGCCGGAUUAGGGAUUUGGAGAGAGCGCGCCAGGUAAAACAAAGUUCCUUUGCUGAUGGCUCGUACUAAGCAAACUGCUCGCAAGUCCACUGGAGGAAAGGCUCCCAGGAAGCAACUAGCCACCAAGGCUGCUCGCAAGUCUGCUCCCACAACUGGAGGAGUGAAGAAGCCUCACCGUUACCGCCCUGGAACUGUUGCUCUUCGUGAAAUCCGCAAGUACCAGAAGAGCACUGAGCUGCUGAUAAGGAAGCUUCCAUUCCAGAGGCUUGUUAGGGAGAUUGCCCAGGAUUUCAAGACUGAUCUGCGUUUCCAAAGCCAUGCGGUGCUUGCCCUUCAGGAGGCUGCCGAGGCGUACCUUGUGGGUCUCUUCGAGGACACCAACCUGUGCGCCAUCCAUGCCAAGCGUGUGACCAUCAUGCCCAAGGACAUUCAGCUGGCUAGGAGGAUCCGUGGCGAGAGGGCUUAGGCUUCCUCAUCUAUGGGGCUGCGAUUAUGUUUCUGCUUUUGCUGCUGAACUCUUAUUUGGUGUCGUGGACAGUGCUAAUACUACUCACAUGUAGUAGAUUGUUAGUUAAGUACUCUGUUUCUGUGUUCUAGAACUGGAUCUUUUGCUAGUAACUUGCCCCAACAGUUUGUUCCAUCCAUCCAUCUGAUGGAUGUGCGUAUCUAGUACUAGUUAUCUGAAGUUCUGAACCUUGAGUUUACCUGUGGAAUGAAAUUUAUAAAAUCCCUCGGUAGUUUCACUU
Messenger RNA from Oryza brachyantha (malo sina), 801 nucleotides. RefSeq names its product histone H3.3. Gene Ontology annotation, cellular component: nucleosome. NCBI's taxonomy places the organism in Eukaryota, Viridiplantae, Streptophyta, Magnoliopsida, Poales, Poaceae. Gene Ontology annotation, molecular function: DNA binding; structural constituent of chromatin; protein heterodimerization activity. The coding region runs from base 111 to 521 and encodes 136 amino acids. The record is from RefSeq and is a predicted model, not a curated record. The transcript is spliced from 5 exons.